This is a messenger RNA of Caenorhabditis auriculariae, 6662 nucleotides long. The record is from the annotation of a GenBank genome assembly. NCBI's taxonomy places the organism in Eukaryota, Metazoa, Nematoda, Chromadorea, Rhabditida, Rhabditidae.
AUGCCGACCAUUGCCAAUGACGACCUGAGCCAGGAGGACCCAGGAGGAACAUCAACGCAAACAAGUCGAAAAGAAGAUUUACCUUCGGAUUUUCCUGACGGAAGUAUUCUGCAAGUUAAACUUCACAACUUCCUGUAACUAGGAUAACUUUUUCCAACUCUGAAAGAAAAAAAAAUGUUCAGGACCUAUGAAAAUGUUAUAUGCCGGACAACGAAAAACUUGAACUUAAUUAUCGGUUACAACGGAUCUGGGAAAAGUUCUCUGAUUUGUGGAAUUUGUCUAGCUCUGGGUGGAAGCCCCAAGGUUUUUGAUCUCUGUUUUAUUAUUAUAAUGAAGAUUUUUCAGCUGCUGGGUAGAUCUGAGAAAAUUGGAGAUUACAUUCGACAUGGCUGCACCGAAGGAUCAGUCGAAGUCGUCCUGUGAGUUUUUCUCGGAAUAACCAAUGUGAGAUAAUCAAAAAGAGUAGUAGUUAAUUAUUACUACGAAGGAUAGGUGCUAUGAAAUAAAAAAAUCAGCGAAAUUUCUUGCGGCGUCUUUUUCCGAUUUUUUUCAUAUCUCUAGGGAACUUUCCGACUUUUUCUCGAUAAACUCUUCAUUUGAGUUUUCCUACAUAAAAAUAGGUAGUUGAUUCAUGAUUAAAACAAAAUGGAAAAUGAUUGAUUUGUUUUUUUGAUAGAUAAACCGAAAAAAAUAUAAGAGAAAAAAAGUCGGAAGUUUCGCCGUUCGAAAUUUCGCUGGUGUCUUUUAUACCACAGAAGGAUAAAACUCGAAGGAAAUGUACUUAAUAAGCUGGUAGGCGAUUUUGGCUCCUGGAAAGUAGGACAAAUUGCUUAUUACAAGUGUUCUUUCAUAAGUUAUUAAAAUGGGAAAAAAAAACAUGUUUUCAUACCUUUUGAAUAUUACCGCAACAACGGCGAUCGACAACCUGAUCAUGAGCUUUUUCCAGAGCCGAUGAAAAACGAGGUCCACAAUCAAUGAAGAUAUAUAUUCAGUUCAAGAAAUGUCCAGUGUUCUAUAUGAAUGGUAAAUUGAGCACCCAGUCGUCGAUCAGAGAGCGUUGCCGAGAGUACAACAUUCAGGUUUUAGGAGUAUCACUAUUUGUAAGCUUCGCUUUCAGAUUGAUAAUCCGUGCGCCUUUCUGGCUCAAGACAAGGUGAAAAGUUUUUCGGAACAGUCGGCCAUCGACUUGUUAAUUAACACACAGAAGGUAAAUGAGGUCUUCUUCCGGAGAGCGAGGAACAGUACAUCACUUCUUGGUUCUCCAAGUCUCAAAAUUACAUUCUAAAAGGCAGAAUAAGCUUUUCUUUUUUCUUUUCUUCAUAUUUCAUUACCACAGACGUCUUCAAAACACGACUGGAAACGUUUUGAAAAAGAAUGGGCUAUUUUUGUCCCCAACCUCUUUAUUCUUUCACCGCUUUCCUGACCGCGGGCUCUGGAUGUGUCAUCAUCGUUCACAUCUGUUCAGGCGGCAUCAAUUGAGCUCUUGGAGCAGCACGAAAAGAUGAAGCAAACGCGACAAGAAAGUCAGAAUUUGGAGACAAAGUUUGAAUCGUUUGAGGAGAACAUUUCUCGGCUCCAAGGUACUGAUUCUGUCUUAUUUCUGUAGCUCGAAUACUGUUUUCAGGAGAGAUCACUGCACUUCAGCCUCGUUUGGACAACUAUCGAAAAAGAAUCGCCAUGGAAGAUCGACUACGGCUUUUGGAGAAGCGCGCAGCCACCAAGGUUCCGUCGAAGCUAAUUUCUUUGAAUUUAUCUUUUUUACAGGGGUAUGAGCACGCUCUGGCAGAAAGCGAGUCUUUCAGCGACGAUUUGAAGAAGAGAAAAAAGUCGAUGGAGGCUCAGCAGGCAAAAGUGAACAGGAUGAAGAAUGACACAGCAGCGGCGAAGGUCCAACUGGAGGGACUCGAGGCAGCCAUCAAGAAAGCGGUGAGCGGACCUCUGUCGAAAGCCUCAGAGGGAAACUUCAGAAGUCGGCUACGAAAUUGCUCCGAGAUCAACUCGACAACCAGAUGGACUUCAACGCCAUCAAAUCACAGGUUCGCUCUUUUUGCAGCGAACUUAUCGAUUUAAAACAAAUAUCUACUGAUAUGAAGUAGUUUCUUGUUGCAAAAAAACUUCUCUCGACUCUGGUCAGACAUUUAAUGAGUUGUCGAAAACUAUAUGAAAUAUUGGAUAUCUUUUUCUUUUUUUGAAUGUCCGCUUUUUUUUUCAAAUUUCUGCUAACGUUAAUGUUUUUCAACUAAUUAGACACGAAGUUUUAUUUUUACCAUUUUUCAAGCUACGCGACGCUAAAGCGAACUACGAAGCUCAAGUGAAGAAAAUGGAGAAUUUCUCGACGAAUGAGAAGAACUAUAUCAAAGCGAUCGAAUCCUUGCAACAAAAACUUGACACCAACAGCGCCCAAAUGAAUGGAUAUGAUGUUUUUUCUGAAAAUAAAAAAAACAGUUUCAUAUCAAUUGUUAAGGAUUUUAUGAAACGAUAUGACGAAGUUAAAAUCAAGCUGAAUGCAGAGAAAAACGCCUUGUCCAAUGUGGAAGACGAGAUUUCGAAGAAGAAGCGCAAAAUGGACGAGUUCAGAACAAGUAUUCCUUUUUUUGCAUUUUCCAGAAAGUUGCCUGUUUCCAAGUUCAUUAUUUUUUAUUUCCAAUUCGCUGAAAAUGCAAUAAUUGUUGAACAUACAUAUUUUAUUUCAGAGAUACAAGAAGAAGAGGAGAGAACGAGAUACACGGCACAGGAACGUCUGCGGAUGGUGGAGCGCAUCUCUCGAGGGGCCGUCGCCUCCUGGCAGUGGUACCAGCAGAACCGCGACCGUUUCCGCGAACCCGUCUACCUUCCGCUGAUGCACGUGAGCCGUCGUCGUCCGUUCCAAGUCCUUUUCCCCUCUUGCAGAUCGUCCUCAAGGACAGAUCCUACACGCCCUUCGUCGAGGACGUCAUCCCAACACGUGAUCUCUGCAUGUUCAUCUGCGGAUGCAAGGUUUUCUGGAAAAAGCAAACGAGCCUUCUCAAGUUUCAUUCCGGGACAUGUUAGGAAAAAACGAGGCCAAUCGUCGCUCAACUCGUGUCAAUUUGUUUCUUUUACUUGUCUUUGCAAGUUUUCGCGUACUUGGACACGUUUUCACGCACUCGAAAGCUAGUUAUUUGAUAAUGAGCUUUUCCAGCUUUCUUUUCUGAAGCCACUAAAUAUCUCAUUUAUUGUUCUAGUUCUUCCAAAUAGGAAAUUUUCUUUUUCACAGCCUUUUUCCAGGAAGACGAAAUGCUUCUGCAAGAGAACGGCACGGGGCUCAGUACUUCGGUAGUUCCUCGGAGUAGUGUGAGUUUAAAAAAAAGUUUGAAAAACUAGUUUCCGUGUAUUUAGGUGAAUAAAGAUGUCAUCAACGCGAAACUUCCUGAAGAUUUGAAGCGGAACGAAUUUGUCUGCCUGGUUUCUGAAAUGUUUGACGCGCCUGGCCCUCUGAAGCAGUACAUUUGCAACAUCACCGGCGUUCGUUGCGGCCCUUCAAUUCAUCUUUUUCCGCUUACCAUAGGUCCACAAAAUCCCGAUGGGAACUGCGAAUGAGCGGACGAUGCAGAACGCAGUCGAAGCGGCGACAAAAGCCGGGUUUUGGAAGAUUUUCACAUCUAACCUGAAGGUUAAAUUUCAACCUUUUCAAGAAACUUUCUGAUAACGUAUAAGUCUUUGAGAAAAAAUAAUAAUCAAAGGUCAAGAACCGGAUAUAGAGUAUUAUGCUUUUUUCGAUUGAUUUCGUUUUCAUUGAUUUUUUUUUUCUGUCGUCCGUUAUUCGAAGUAAUUUCGGAGUUUAGGUAACGCUGACGAGGUCCAAGUACUCGGGCGAAACGAUCCAGAAACAGCAGAACUUGUACCGUUCGGGAAUUUUCUCUGCCAAUGCUUUUUUGGCUGGCGUCGAGUCUUCCGCCGCCAAAAACCGCUACGAUCCAGAAAUAAAGGCGUUGGUGAGUUUUUGUAGAGAUAAUCUAUUGUUAAUGGUAUUCCUGACUAGAACUCCGAACGGGAACGUAUAAUUGGAGAUUACAAGGCGCGCCACUCGGUAUAUUCCAAGGAAGACGAGGAAAUCAACCAAGAACGAGUGAGAUUACUUUGUUCAUUACUGCAACUGUAGCGUUCAUGAAUGAAACAUUGAAGAGAUGAUAUAAAAAAUAACUUUGAAAUUUAUUCCAUGUCUGAAAAUAAUCUUUUUAUUUUCUUCUAGCUGCAGCUACAAAAAAAUGGGGCUCUUAGAGCAGGCAUGUGGUCUUCCCGAAUGUUUUCCCCAAAAAUACGAAACCAGCGAAUGAAAUUUCAGUCGCGCUGGCGAGAAAAGAGCGAAUUCAUCAAAAUUCUGAAGAAAAGCCUGGAAAACGAGGAGGAAAGGUGAAUAGUUUCUUGAAUUUUCAAGGUAGGAAAGAACUUUUGAGGCUGGACAAUCUCCGGAACAACGUGCCAGACGUGGACGCGGCCAAGGAAGCCUACGAGGAACAGAAACGGCUUUCAGCGCAAGACGCACAUAAGAAAAUCAGCCAUCUUGUUCAAAAAAUUGGACGUAGUUUUUUUUUAGACUUGUUCACAGGAAAUGCUUCGGAAUUAUUUCAUCCCACAAAGCGAGAACCGUGCACUUGUUUUUCAGAAUCAAAAAAGGUCUUUUGAUUGCAAAAUUCGCUUUUGCGGGGAUGGGUGUAAAUCUUGGGAAGAUUUAGAGUUUACCUAAUAAAUCUUCUCAUCUAGAAAAUUCAUUUUGAAAAGAAAUAUACUGACUGGUCUUGUUUCAAAACUCAAAUUGAAACUAUUUUUUUCUGAGUUUGGAGUCACAGGAAUUAGCAUUUUUUUUUCGUGAGAAUUCGUUUGAACAACUACCUACUUUCUCUUCUAGCCAGUUAGUGCUCUAAAUUCAAAUUCAUUUCCAGUUUUCUUUCCAUUAUUUAUUUUAUUAAACUAAAGUAUAAUAAAAUAUCAGACAUAAAUGGAAAUGUGCUAGAUUCUCAUUAAGAUUUCUGAGAACUGUUGUGAGCUCCCCAAUAAGAAUUAAUGAUUCCAUACACUUGAUUUAUUGUUUUUAUCACGAGAAGGUGGAAGAUGUGUUCUGUUUCAGGAAAAAGAUUUGGAACGGCAGAAAGAAAUCGUUGUGUUGAAACUUUACCAACGGGAACAUCAAAACCUCCUGAAUUCAACUCUUUUGGAAGUCGAAAACGAGUUGAUAAGUCUCCAGGACGCGCAGGUACUGAAAGACUAUUUUUCGUGUGCUAUUGGUCUUUUCUACAGCAAGUUUGCGUGUAUGCGUCCCGGGACCUGGAAUUGGCCAAUGAUCGGUUAAAAGUCAAAGAAGAUUUGCUGUUCGAGAAGUGCGGUUUCCGAAGUCUCAAGAAAACGGCAUUGAAACCAGACCAAAUAAAGAAAUUCGACUUGAUGAUGAAGGUUUUUUUUUUUUUGAUUACUGGAUCUUUAUUGGCUCUGACUUUCCAGGAGUUUGAGGAAAAACAAGUGCCGGACGACUUCGAGGAGCUGGAGGAAGCCAUGUCUAAAGAACGCGCGAAAAUAAGAAUCGCAGAUGACAGCUCGGAAGGCAGCGCAGAUGUUCCACACUCUCCUUCCAACUCUCUCUCAUUCUCAUUUUCUUGCAGGAUGAAAGGAGAAUGAUGUGGCUGAAGGAGUCUCUGCAGCAAGAGGAAGAGGGUUUGAGGAACAACGCGAACGUCAAGAAAAACAUCGAGAAGGACUUGGCAGAGGUGCUUCAGUAUGAAUUUCUUUAGAUUUUUUUUUCCAUACUUACAGGCUAUCGAGAAAUGGAGAGUGCCUAUUGAUGAUAUGAUAGGCAAAAUCAACGAGAGCUACGUCAAGUUCUUCCAACAGCUGGGAUGUGACGGCGAGGUGCAUCUGGAGGUUCCCGAGAACAAAGUUUUCAACGAAGUCUGCUCCGAAAUCUGAUUCAUAUUUUUCAGUUGGAUAUUCAUUUGUACGGAAUCAUGAUCAUGGUGAGCUUCCGCAAGGGAGAACGUAUGAAGAGACUCGAUCAGAGGGUGGGACUCUCAGAAGUUCGUUGAAGGCAAGGGUUUCAAGGUGCAAUCCGGAGGCGAACGGAGUGUCUCUACGAUGCUCUAUCUGCUGGCCCUUCAGCAGCUUUGUCCGGUGCCUUUCCGCUGUGUCGACGAGAUCAACCAAGGAAUGGACCCGACGAACGAGAAGAAAGUCUUCGACAUCAUGGUCGAGACUCUGAGCAGCGCUGGUCAACUCGCCAAGACUCAGUACUUCUUGUGAGUUUCAGGAGCAGUCAUGAAACGCUACCGAGUCUGAAUAAAGCUUUCGAAGGAACUUUGAAAGUAGUUUUAAUCUCACUGAAUAUAUAAAAAAGCUUUUUCGCAUCUUGUUUGUUAUCUUUUCAUUGGCUUUUCAGUCUUUCCACACAUUUUUUUUUCUCUAAAACGUCUCGAAAAGCCUUUGAAGAAGCGUUUAAAUUAGCGCGAUCGUUUCACUGGACGGAAGAUUUCAGACUCACACCGAAGCUUCUGCGCGGCCUCAACCUCACAGAGAAGGUCUCCGUUCUUGUCGUUCACAAUUUGAUUCCGAAAAAUGUUUGUUUUCUUCCAGUUCGUCUUCAAGCAGGUUUAAUUUCCCAGGAUCUCCGCGUGAGCAACUUUGUCAAGAGUUUGGAAGACUCGCGAGCGCGAUAG